Molecule: messenger RNA, 9939 nt
Organism: Pelobates cultripes (western spadefoot toad)
Lineage: Eukaryota; Metazoa; Chordata; Amphibia; Anura; Pelobatidae
Source: the annotation of a GenBank genome assembly
GCCCCGCCUGCUCUAUCCUGCUCAGUGUAUUGGAGGCUUCCUGCAUUCACUGUUCGGGAACAUGCUGGCUAGGUUGACCUGUGUUCAGGGAUGGCUGCAGUGCUCAGGGCCAAGCCUGGGGAUUUGGUCCCAGCAGAUAUGCAGGUAAGAUAGGGUGAAUGCCAUCUUUAUUUAUGGCUAGAGAACCGAAGACAUGGAACCUGUUUAUUUCUCUAUAAAUUGCACUGCAGAGUAAACAACAUUUAUUAACAGUUGAUGGAAAACUGUAGACACCCACAGUGUUCUCUAAGGCUGAGGGUUAUCUUCCUAAUAUUGUGAAACCAGGCUUUAUAUUGUGAUCUAUUUAUAAAACCGUAUUAACCUGCAGAUUAAAACCCUUAUAGGCAGACAGUGAGUGCUCUGGUAUCUGUAUACUGUACAUGUUUUCGAACUGGCUAAGUAUUGUGCUUUGAUUCUAAUAGCCUUUAGAUUCUAACAGUUUUGUAUCUAUUGUAGAUUCAUAGUUCUAAUCCUAUACCCCAUGCAGCUAUAUUUUGCUAGACAUUGUAAUUAGCUGACAAGUUGAUUAUAAUUUAGUUUAUUAUUCAGCCUGCCUAAUGUUUUGGGUGAUGCUUUAUUUUUCCAGUCAAUCAAUUUCCAGUUAUCUGUGAGGAAUAGGUUAUAUUGGCUUCUGAAAAAUUUAAUGUUUCUGAUGUCUUGGGGAAUUGCAAGCACAUCAAGUGUUUGCAGUAGGCCUGAAUGCAAGGUUGUGUACCAAAAAUACUAGUCAACAUUGCAAUGUGGAAAUCCCUAAGUACACCCAGGUUGCUGCAAAGUGUCACAUACACUCAGAACUAGUAAGCUCAGUUCACAGGUUUUCAAUUUGAAGGCAGAGGUAAAGAAGGAUAAAGGUCGUGUUUGUUUCACAACCAGCAAUAUUAACCAUUACUUAUAUUGGUUUUCAAAGGUAUUGCUUUACCUAAAGGGGGAGGUGUUGGGCUGCACAGUAUAUCACAUUUAUUUGGUUUAUGCCAGAGGUUGGGACUUUAAAUUGGUAGGUUUUAUGUAGGGCAAUAAAAAUGGUGAAAUAGAAAAUUACCUAAGAAACAUUUAAAAAAUAAAAUAUUAGCUAGAUGUACGUAUUGUGCUAGACUAUAUACAUUUCAUUUUAUUCCACUUUCUUUAAGGACACAUGAUGGAAAUAUUCUGUCAUUAUUCCCUUUUAUUCCAGAAGUUGUGUCCUUAAGGGGUUAAUGAGAUUCUACCUGCAUGCUGACAGCACAGAUGUAACAAAAAUACAAAUAUGGUGUCCAAGAUAAUUUGCAGAUUUCGCCACCAGGCGCUAAUUGACAUGACAAUAUUCCCAAAUAACUGGUACUCAGGAGCACCAAUGCCUGUAAUGUUGGAGUCAGUUUGGCGUGAACCACUUUCCCAUCCAAUUGCUAUGGCAGUGUUUUAUAAUGGUAAACCGCAAGGAUUUCUAAGAAAACUCAAAUAUUAAAGGGACAGUAUAGUCACCAAAACAACUUUAGCUUAAUGAAACAGUUUUUUUAAUCUAUAGAUCAUGCCCCUGCAGUCUUGCCAAUUAUCUGCCAUUUGUGUUAACUCACUUUGUUUAUGCAGCCCUAGUCACACCUUCCUGCAUGUGACUUACACAGCCCUCCUAAACACUUCCUGUAAAGAGUCAUCUAAUGUUUACACUUCCCUUAUUGCCAGUUCUGUUUAAUUUAGAAUUCAUUAUCUCCUGCUCUGGUAAUGGCAUGCUAGACCCUGCAGGAACCUCCUGUCUGUGAUUAAAGUUCAAGCUACAGAGCAGGACAUAACUUACCUUUUGAACACCUGAUUGAAAAUGAAACCAUUUUGUUUUCAUGCAGGCUGUGUCAGUCACAGCCAGUUUAGGUGUAGGUAGUGCUGUAUAAAUAAAUAAACCUCCUGAAUGGCAUAUUGAGGCAUGAUCUUUGCACAAAAACUGCUUCAUUAAGCUAAAGUUGUCCUGGUGUCUAUACCAUGGCCCUGUAGCCUUUUUGCUGUAAACACUGCCUUUUCAAAGAAACAUUACAGCCUGGGGACGCCUCCAGUGGCCACUCCUUAGCACUGGAGGUGCUUCCUGGGGCAGUGCUGCACGGAGACUCUGAACUUUCCCCAUAGAGAUGCACUGAUUCAGUGCAUCGCUAUAAGGAAAAGCUGAUUUGCCAGUGUUUGGCUCUGCCACCCCCUUUGCCGAUCUCACCCAAUCCAACGCUUUUCCUAUGGCCAGUGCCAGUGGACUAAAUAAGGUAUUAAUUUUUUAUUAUUUUUCCCUUACCUUUUUAAGGGAGGUGGGGCAAGCUCCCUAAAUGGUGGUUUUGACACUAUAGAGUCAUGAAUACAUAUUUGUUUUCCUGGUUCUAUAGUGUUCUUUUAAUUUAAAGGUCACCCGGUGCUUUUAAUGAUGACACUGAACAUGUUAACACUUUGUGUACAUCUAUAGUCAUACAUCAAUCAGAAAAUAUCACUUUGAUUUUAUAUGCUGUGUUUUGGUUUUACUGUACAUUUCGUUUAAUGCUGAUGAAUUUACUUCAAUCAAAAUAAUCCUUUAGGAGUUAUUCAGAUUCCAGAGACAGCAGUUGGAUUAGAUCUUUGUUUGUGAGAAAAGUGGAUCCUCGCAAAGAUGCACACUCCACUCUGCUGUCCAAGAGAGAGACCAGUGGUCUUUAUAAAAUGCAGUGUAAGUACAUGUUACUAGGGUACAGGUAAAGUACUACCUUUUUUUUUGUGACAAGUUAAUUACUUGAGAGAGUGUGUGUGUGUGUUUUGAGAGAUAGCUAUAUAUAUAUAUAUAUAUAUAUAUGUAUGUAUGUCUAUUGUUUUCAAGUGUGUCCUGAAAAAAAAGUUGCAUUGUUAUAUAGGGUACAAGAUAAUAUUAAAAAUACAAUGUAAUAUUUAAAUACAUAUAUACAUUUAACACAGAACAGGUAGGAAAUAAUAAUUGACCAUAGUUAUAGGUGCAUUCUGUACAGAGAUAUGUUGAAAGGGAUCUCUUAAAGGAUUUUAGUGUGGAGGAAAAUUUAAUUGUGUCCAGGAGGUUGUUCCAUACUUGCGGCCAGGCAUUCAAAGAAUCUGGAAAAUGGCAAGGUUGACACAGUAUCCUUAUUUCAUAGAGAACAAUGCAGUGGUAGUUACCUAUGAUACGAAUAAGGAAUUUCUUUUAGUUUAUUUAAAUGAGAUCUACCCCAGAGGUCCAGGAUGUUGAAUCUCUCUUUACACCUUUUAAAAAAGCAAUGAGAGAAUUGACACAAAAUGGUUUGUUGCAGUCAUAAUACAUUAUUAAUAGCUCAUCUUUCAAAGAAUGGGGGAAUCACAAAAACAUGGCCCAAAGAGAGUAUGACUUGGAGUGGGAUGAAAUCGAGGAGGCUGCGGUAAAUGUUUUGUUCUUUAGUGUUUUGGUUUCUGUUUGUUUUUUUUGUUUUUUUAUAUACAUUUCAUAAUUGAAUCACUACACUUAACAUUAUUCAAAUGUUUCCUUUGGUGAAACUGAAUUUAAAAAGUUAUCAACAUCACCUGCACAAGGUAGUGAGCACAGACAUUUUAAGAUUCACGUUUUAGUGAUUCAUUGUUCAUGAGCCUGCAGUUAAAAAAAAAUUAGUCUGCACUUGACACUGUGUCCAUGUUGAAGUUCAUACGGACUCUCCACAUAAAUGUAAUUUGAAAAGAAAUAAAUGCAAGCACCAACGGAAUUAUAGGAAAAAUAUCUUUUUAAUUUUGUAAGUUCGUUUAAAUUCAGUGUCAAGAAGAUUUGAAAAUUACAAAAUACUAUAAUUGCCCUAGUUCCAUCCACAUAACUUUAUACACAGCAAUACAUCCUGUGGAAUCAAAUGCUCCACUCCAGUUACACUCCAAUGAAUCUUGUUCUACAGGAGCUAAAUAAAGUGUGGGGUGGGGGGGGGUGUAUUUAUUUAUUUUAGUAACUUAGGAAAAAGUAGUCACUAGUAACAAAAGGGUGUGCUCGGUGUUGGACAGUCUGGGGAAUUACUCUUUGGACCAUUUGCUGCGCUUAUGGACUGUACUAUGAUUUUGUUUUGCAUCAGCGCUAGAUGGCAAUAAAUAAAUACUUCACAGGAAUUAAUAAUAUAAAUUGAAGACCAACAAAAGAUGCACUGAGUCCUGCAUCCUAUCCCUGUAUGGAAGACUAUGUAGUACUGACAACUGGCUGUCAGUAUGUCACAUGACUCUAAUCUCAUGUGAUCUUGUUAGAAGGGAAAAUGAGUUGUAUACUGCCUUUGAAAAUUCAAAGAGAGCUUAUAAAAAAUAUAUAGAGUAUUUUUUUUAAAUACAUUUUAUUGAAUAUUAGGAUCUAAAUAUUGUUUUGUCUGUACAUAUAAAAUAUACUGCAUGUGUAUUGAUGCAAGUGUCCUGCAUGCUGAGUGUGUGUGUUUUGUGUUUUAUUUCUUUUCUCCUGGCAUCCCUGCACUAACUCCUCUCUGGUCUCUUUCAGUUCAUAAUGUGAAACCAGAAUGCCUGGACGCUUAUAACAAACUGACGUGAGCAUAGUUUAAACUCCCCUGUGUUGUGUCUUUAUAAGGGGUAGGGUGCUGCUCUGAACCUGUUUUUACUGUUUCUUAUCUUUAUUUACAAGGAAAUCACUGCCAUGCUCCAGAUUAGGAUGAGAUACAAUUCAUUUCCAUAAACUCUUGAGCUCUUUCCUGAAGUUCCCUAUUGCCCAAACUGGAUAUUCAAAUUUUAGACAAGAUCAUCGCUUGAAAAGGCUUAAUUCACUACAAAAGAUUAGAGCGAAUAAAGAGUAGGGGUAUGUCCUAUUUUUGGACUACAUUUGCACUAAUUAACUGCCAGCCUAUUGGAAUUGGAGCUCAACACUUGGUAGGAGUGACAAGGUUGAGAAUUAUGAGACAUUUUGUUAGCGGGAAGGCAAAGUCUGGGCACCAGUGCUAUGCAAGAAGAAGAAAAAAAUCUGUGCGGAAGUUCUUGCAGUGAGAGUGUGCUUGGUGGCAUUGCUGAUUACUUAUUUUGAAGUGUAAUUACCAGAUUUUACAAUUUAUGUGACGUAAAAUCAUGGUGACUAUUAUGCAUAUCUACAUCUUCCAUGUAUAUACGUGUUUUCAAUGUGCAAUCAGAGAGCACAAAUGUAGUCCCCUUCUGGUUAACACUAGGGAUGCACUGAAAUGAAAAUUCUAGGCUGAAACCGAAAAUUCAGGAUGCACUUGGCCGAAAAUGACUAUUUUCCCCAAAAGUUUUUUUGUUUUGUUUUUUUUUCAAUAAUUUUAUUAAUAUUAGACUUUUUAAUGAAUUAUUUUAUAACAAGAUAAAAAGCCUUGCUAACAGGUGAAACGUGUUAGUGUUUUAUACGCCCUUUUGCUAUAUUGUUUAUUUUAUCAUUUUUUUUUUAUUUAUUUUUUUCUUGUAAGCAUUUAGACCACUUAGCAUGGAUUGAUGCCCUGUUAUUGCUUGUGAAUGCAUUAAUGCAUUCUCAGAGCUUUCCUUGUAAAAAUAGAUGAGGACACACACAAUACAGCUGUAAUAGGCAUCUCAUUCACAUGAGCGAAAAAUAAAUAAAUGGAAGCUGCUUGACAAAUUCAAUAUAAGCUCCUGGAAGUCUCACAUAAUUUUGUGCUCGGGUAGAUCUCGACUGCAUAUUUUUGUUUUGUUUUUUUUCUAUUCUUUCUCUCAUGUGAAUGAUAUUUUGCAUAUGUGUGCUUUGCACAUGAUCGAGCAGCAUUACAUUAACAUCCGUGAAGAAUUUGCAAGCUUGUGCUUACAUGUAAUGUCAUUAAGCACAUGCUCAGUAAUACUAAUAAUAAUUAAUUACAUUGAAAGAAUUGAGAGACCAGGGAUUUGCAUGUUGCAAUUUUCCUGUAGCAGCAAUGCGGACCAGGUAUUAAUUAUGAGAUCUCAUUACUGGUUUUAACAGUUGUCACUGGAGGAUUUGCCACAUAAUACAUCCACAUGUGCUUAUAAAUAAAAAGGGAAAGCUACAAAAACAAGUGACACUGAAAAAGUAUGGUGAAGGGGAAAACAAAUAGUUUUGGUUUGAUAUAUCAUUUCUAAAAAAAAAAAAAAAAAAAAAAAUUUUGGCUAAACCUUCCCAUUUGUAAAGUGUGUUUUUUUGUUUUUUUUUAAUUGUCUGUUUGGCCUGUAAUCAUUAUUAAAAUUGUUAAUGGUGGAUUUGUAAUAUGUAUGGCUUGCUGAAUAUUGAGAGCACCUAUUCAUUUUUUGUGCAUGCGAGCAGAGAGGAAGUACUGCCGAAACUGCAUCUUGACCCGGACUACCCAUGUGAUCUAGUGGGUAAUUGGAAUACGUGGUAUGGGGAGCAGGACCAGGCAGGUAAGCUUAAGCAUGAUGAGAGGGUUUUGGUGUGUGUGUGUAUGUAUGUAUAUGUAUAUAUGUGUGUUUAUAUAUUUAUAUUAAGACAUUUUGGUUGCAGUUCACCUGUGGCGUUUCUCUGGGGGUUACCCUGCGCUUAUGGACUGUAUGAAUAAGCUGCGAAACAAUAAGGUAAAAAGGUAGUCUCUAUAUAAACAAUAUGUGUGCUGAACAAAUGUAUCCCAAUUUCAGUAGGGAAUAUUCUCCUUUUCCGGAAUGUUGUUUAAAAUCUUUAUAUUGUUUGUGUGUGUGUGUGGCUGUGUAAUUUCUUUAUUUAAUUUCAUUCUUGCUCAUCUGUGUCUGCCUCUGAACUCUACAUUGUUUCUAGUUGCACAUUGCAUUGUCCAAAAAAAUGUGACUACUGUCAUUGUAAAUAGUUAAUAAGGAUCACUGGCAGCUAUAUGACAUGCAUUCUUUUGUAUCGAUUUUAUGAUCAUUGUGUAUAUGCUAUGCUGAACAAUUUCCCUUUUUGAGGUUUGUUUUUAGUGUAUAAAUUUGUAUUGUUCCUGCAGGAAUACAUAGAUUUCCGAAAAGAGCGCAGUCAGAUGCUCAUCUCCCGGAGGAACCAGCUACUCCUUGAGUUCAGUUUCUGGAAUGAGCCUGUACCUCGGAAGGGACCCAACAUCUAUGAACUGCGUACCUAUAGACUGAAGGUGAGAUGUUCUCUGUUUGCAGGGUGUGACAAGGGUGGUGAAGGAUGAGAAACAGUUUGCCAUGGAAACCUAAAAUAAUACAGACAUCUUGCCUUUCAGCCAGGGACAAUGAUUGAAUGGGGAAACAAUUGGUGAGUAGUAAUCUGUUACGUGUUUAAUCUCUUAUGAAUUAUCCCAUAUUUUGUCUUUCAAUCUAAUAAUGAGAGUACAGGUAAUGCUGUAAAGGGACAGUACAAAUUAUAAUCCUAUUUUCUUUACUGCUAGUACUGCUAGUAUGAGCACAGUAGACAAUUCUUGGAUAAACAUUCCAAUAUAGUUAAUAUAUUAAUAAAAGGCUCUCUGGCACUAAAUUAGCUUUGACGGAGGCUGUACGACGUGCAGCACAUCUUCAUAGAUGUUAGAAGAAAAACAGGACAUGCAUGUACAUAUAUCAUGUUUUGGUCUGUAGUAUGUGCAUGCUUGUGUAAUAUUAAAAAGAUAUAUAUAAUGUCAAGAAACCCCACCAUCUGUAGUAUAUUUCUUUAACUUCCUUCCAUUAGCCUAUCUGACCAAUUUCUCUUUCCUUUUAGGGCUCGUGCAAUCAAACAUCGUCAGGAGAAUGAGGAAGCAGUAGGUGGAUUCUUUUCUCAGAUCGGAGAACUAUAUGUUGUGCACCAUCUUUGGGGUAACUAUGCAAACAUUCUAGACAUUAAAAACUUUGUUUUUUGUUAAUGAAAUGUUACUAUGCAAAACAGAUCAAUUAGUUUGUCCCAAAUAAUCUAAUUAAUGCAGUACAAGCAGGUGCUACGUAAAAGUGUUUGGCGAUACUCAAAAAAUGUUAACUGAUCAGUGUGUGCUUGCUAGAAAGUAUGUAAACAAACCAUAUUAAUUAAAUUAACCUCUUAAGGACACAUGACAGAUCACUCAAACUGAGCAUUAAAGUAUUUUGUAUAGUUAAAUCUAUGCACUUUCUUACUUUUUCUCAUGUUAGUACCUUAGUGUAAUUUGUCUGAAAUUAUCAUUGAACUUUUAGCUUACAAAGAUUUACAAUCCAGAGAAGACACUCGAAAAUCCGCUUGGACCAAAAGAGGAUGGGAUGAGAAUGUGUAUUACACAGGUAAUCUACCAUGCUGAAUUAUUAGGUUGAUUACUUCUGGUUAUGAGCAUGACUCCACUGACUUUCUUUUUUUCCCAGUGUACUUUAGUACCAGCAUCAUAGCCUCUCUUAGACUAGCAUUAAGCUUAUUGACCCUACACUCAAGAAUAGAAUAAUAGUUUCCUUAUACAGCACUUCUCAGUAGCCACAAUGCUAUAUUUGUACACUAAUUCAUUUAGCAUUUGGUUUAAUGUUGAGGAGGCUUCCCAGCAUCAAUUAAUGAAACUUUAUACGGGAUUAGGGCAUUUUGUUUUGGGGGUGGGGGGAGGCAGUAAACUGGUUAAAUAGCUAAACCUUCACAUUUAUUAUUUGACAGUUUGUGUUUUUUUUUUUUGGGGGGGGGGGAGGUUUCUGACCACCCAGUCAGUUGUAAAUUAUAUAGCUGUGUUAAAAUGAUUUCCACUCUGCUUCUGUGCAACCUUUCCUCUUACGAAGUGGUUAACAAAUACAUUUUCACUGCUCUACUUUUACUUCUUAAAUAAAAACAAAAAGAUAUUUCCUGAAAUUGCAUCUGUAUUUUCUGUGGUUGUCUUUGUUUUCAUGUUUAUAAACAUGUUUGUUUUCUAUUUUUAUUUUUAGUCCCCCUGGUCCGGGAUAUGGAAUCUCGUAUCAUGAUUCCAUUAAAGAUUUCCCCGCUUCAAUGACGACACCUGCCUCUAAGUUAAAUUUCUCCCUGGAACCAAGAUUCAGUAAUUUGACCAAAUCACACCUCUGUGGUUCUUUUAGGACUGUUACAUGGAGAAUGAGCAGUUAAGACAUCUCACUUUACACCAUCUUUAAUAGCAAUUUAAACAUGGUAUAAUUCCCAGACAUCCUGGUCUACAAGCUAUUUUUUUUUUUUUCUUUUUUUGUUUGUUCCUCAAGCACUUUGUUGUGUGUUUUAGAUGAACAGGACACAUGUCUAGACUAGAGGAACAAUGUGUGUAGAUAUUUACUUCCUUUUUAAUGCUUUUCAUGAUUUUCUCAUGUAAUUACUGAGUUAUAUUAAUGUAACUCCCUGCUUUAACUUGUAAGUUGACCAAGUGUAAAAAGAAAACCAGUAAUUGAUACAACUUAUGAAAUACUCAAUUCUGUUUUGCUGGAAUAACACUAGAAAUGGCUGUCUGCUGUGUCCUUUAUUAUUAUUUUUUAUUUAUUUAUUUUUUUAAGUGAUACUUUUAAGUACUUAAACAGUAUUUCAAAUAUGAGGUCUGUUUUACUAAACAAAAUAUUUAAAGUAAAUUGAAAACCCAUUGUCAAAAUGUAGGCCAAAAUAGCAAAGUUGGAAAAAAAUAUCUCAAUUGAAUAUUUCUUACAACUUUAGCAUUAUUGCAUAAAGGUAAAUUUCCGUUUUCAUUGCCCCAUAGUUGACAUAUAAUUAGAUGAACUCAAUUUUAUUUGUACUUGAUUGCCUGCUGUACAGCAAAGGAAACGCAUUACUGUGAUCAUCUCAUUAUUCUAAGUGUAGGUUUACAGGAGAGUUUCUGAAGAUGUUUUGUUCCCAUUGGCUCCUGUAAUGUUUUACAGACAAUGUAAAUAAAAAAAAAACUACAUUGCACGUAGACUUAUUUAAUCAUGUGCAGGGGAAGGCAACCUUCGGCACUCCAGAUGUUUUGGACUACAUGUCCUGUAAUGCUGGCAAAGCAUCAGAGAUGUGUAGUCCAUCUGGAGUGCCAAAUGUUGCCUACCCCGAUCUAGUACAUAGAGUAACCAGAUUUUUGGAUAAAUGGUUUUGAGUGCCUUCUCUACGUGUGGGUUUUUUUUUUUUUUUUUUAAACUUCAUAGGUGAAUAAAGAACUAUUUAUGCUUUCUGCUACGAAAGUGAGAAACUCUUUG